AUGGACAUCCCUGAAGGGCGCCAGGGACAUCAGGGCGCAACCAUGAGGGGGCCUUAUACUAUCUUGGCUGUGCUCGUGUUUGUCACCCAAGCCCAUGCGUUCUCCCCCGGCGCAGCUGCAACACGUACUUGCCGGAGAACCUUGGGUGCCGCCGGCACCGCCGCCCCGUCCGCUCGCAGAUCGCCCUUCUCCAGGACGAGGCCAGCAGCAGGAGCAGCAGCAGACGCAGAGGGUCUUCGGAUGAGCGCCAGCGAUGCGUUCGACGUCAACGCUGCGCUGGAAGAGCUUCGUGCAAGCGCGACCUCCGCGGCCCAGAGUCAGCCAACACCGUCUCAGCAGCCGAGCUUGCCGCCGCUGCCGUCUUUCGAGCUCCCCAAAGGCAUCCAAAUCCCCACGCCGUCGCAAGUGUUGGAUGCCAUCCCGAAGCUGACGUUACCGAGCCUUCCGGAGCUACCCGCGGGAGCGGCGCGGCCGAGCCCAGGCAACCUCUUGCCGCCCGAGCUUCUUCUGCCGACUGGCGAUACCUGGAUAUUUUCCCGGCUGUCAGAGGCGGCCACGAAGGCGUCGGAGUCAUCCCUGAACGCUGCCUCCAGGCUCCUGCCCCCGACCCCGGACAAGUACGCCCAGCUGGCGACCCAGAUCUCCGACUCGUAUGGGCGUGCCUCGCUCCAGGUAUCGAACGCCCUGGACACCCUCGUGGCGGCGAACCCUUCCCUUGCACCCGCGGUGGCCCACCUGCGGUCCUCGUUGACAGACGCACUCGCCUCACUGGGCGAGGCUUACGCGGCUGGCGACGCCUUGAUCCCGGAGGAGUACAAGCCCUUCGCUUCCACCCUGGUGAUCGGUGCGGGGGCGACGGCGCUCGGGAUGUCCCUGGCCGUCCUCUCGGAGGAAAGGAAGGUGUCGAGGGAGGCGAAGAACGCGCCGCUGCCUCGAGAGUACGACCUCCCAGCCAUCAUGAACUACUACAACUCGAGGCCACUGACGCUUCUCUCGAGGCUCGCGGAGGUGUCGUACCGGCUGGGCUCCCUCGCCGCCAAGCUUUGGCUGGACAGGAAGGUCGGCGACGGCAGCGGGUGGGAGAAGAACAUGGACUCGAGGGCCAGAGAGUUCGUGGAGUUUGUCCAGGGGGCAGGUCCAGCGUUCAUCAAGAUUGGCCAGGGAGUUUCGAUCCGGCCAGACAUUUUGCCGGAGCCGUACCUCAAGGAGCUUUCAAAGCUUCAGGACAGGGUGAACCCGUUCGAUUCCGGAGACGCCAGGAGAAUUCUCGAGCAGCAGUUGGGCAAGCCCCUCCGCGAGAUCUUCCUCGAUGCCGACACGGCCUUCGAGAUCCCCGUAGCCGCGGCGUCACUCGGCCAGGUAUACAAGGCGACUCUCGUUACUGGGGAGGUGGUCGCCGUGAAGGUGCAGCGGCCGGACGUGCUGGAGUCCGUAACGCUGGACCUCUACGUGAUUAGGCUGCUGCUGCUCUUCAUCGCCAAGAACGAUUCUACGAGGGAGAGCGCGCUCAGCAUCUUGGGGGUGAUCGACAACUGGGCCGACCGCUUCUUGCAGGAGCUGGACUAUAUUCAAGAGGCCGCGAACGGCGACAGGUUCCGCCGAGAGAUGGCGGAGAGCAAGACACUGGGGGAGGCGAUCCUCGUGCCUCAGGUCUACACAUCCUUGAACACGCGCUACAUCCUGGUGACGGAGUGGGUCGAGGGCGUGAAGGUGGGGCGGCCGCGUCCGGCAGGCCGCGUCCGGCAGAUGUGUGCGUCGGAUCGCUUCGUUGAUGCUAUCGACUCUUCCACGCCAGCCGGGCGCGAGCGGCUGAAGAAGAUCGUGGCAACGCUUCUCAACUCGUACCUGGCUCAGCUGCUGGAGUCCGGCUUCCUGCACGCCGACCCCCACCCGGGUAACUUCCUGUGCACCCCCGACGGGCGGCUGUGCGUGCUGGACAUGGGCCUCAUGACCGAGGUAGGAGAGGACCAGAGGUACGCCCUGUUGGAGUACGUUUCUCACCUCACCGCGAAGGACUACGAGGCCACGCUCUACGACCUCAUCGUGCUCGGCUUCAUACCCGAGGAGAUCGGCCAGGACCCGGAAAAGGCCGGCAUCGUGGCGCCCCUUCUCGCCACGGUGCUGGAGCAGCUCUCCAACGGGGGCGGGGCCAAGUCGGUGACCGUCGAGUCGGUGGGCGAAGAGGUGGAAGAGCUGGGGCGACAGUACCCCAUCCGAAUCCCGGCCUACUUCGGGCUCAUCAUCCGCGCUUUCUCCGCCCUGGAAGGGCUCGGGCUGCAGCUGGAUGAGCAGUACUCCAUCGUGAACGAGUGUUUCCCUUACCUGGCGAGGCGUCUGCUUACGGAGGACUCGGAGCGGAUGCACAAGAUGCUCCGGACCUUCUUGUACGGAAAGGACGGCCGCUACCUCAAGGUGGACCGGGUGGACGAUCUCGUCGACGGCUACUCCCAAUUCACCGCCCUCGCCGACGAGGCCUCCAAGGGUCUCGCCGUGGACGGGGUGAAAGACCCCCUCGGCCGCACCUCCCACGACCCGACAGCCGCCGCCGCCGCCGCCACCACCACCACCACCACCACCGCCUCCGCUGAAACCCCAACAUCCCAGCAACACACCGCCGCCUCUUCUUCCUCCCGACGGCGGCAAGGGCCACAAUCGCCGGCGCCGUUGUUUGGCGGCGACGGCGGCGGGGGUGCGCCAGCUGCGGUCCCUGCGUUUGCUUCGGCGGGGGCUACCUCGGUGGCAGGGGCCGCCCAGGGGGCGCCGGGAGGGGCGAUGACGGUUGCAGUGGACCCUAUCCAGGACCCGGUGGCGAGAGAUGCCCUCAAGCUGCUGUUUUCGAAGGAGGGAAACUACGUUCAGGAGCUUGUGGUGGAGGAGCUGGUCCGAAUGACAGACGCGCUUGGCCGGGAGGCUAACCUCCAGAUCAUCCAGGCCCUGAGGACGUUGACGGAGGCGCCGCUGUCCCCGGCGAGGAUCGCGCGCGCGCUGGCGGAGGCGCCGAUGAACCCGUUGCUUGCACCCCUGCAGAUCCCCGUCAAGGUGCAAUCGUUCGCGCUGUCUAGAAUAUUCAACCGCCUCGAGGUGGCGCUGGAACUUUCCCAAGAGGACCAGGAGAGCCUCAAGGCCCUUCGACGUCUCCAGCAGCUCCUGCAGGGGGGCAUCAACAACGACGGCGGCGAAAACUCGUCGUCCUCCUCCUCUUCGUCGUCGAGAGGCGUGGGCUUCCCCUUGCCCCCGUCGCCGGCGGCGCUGCUGCCCGGAGGCGGGAGCAUCUUCCCCUCGGGGUUCUCGUUGCAGCCCGGGGCGGCGGUGGGCCCGCGGGAGGCCGUGGAAGCGGCGCGACAAGCGGCGGGGCUGGCGUCGAUGAUCGGGCCCGGCGUGGCCUCCAUCGCGCAGAAGUUCUUGGUCCAGCUUGCAGCGAGGACGCUUGACCGUCUUGCCGAUAGCUUCGACGACCAAGGGAACAAGGACGGUGCUGGCAGUGGUGCUGGCGGUGCUGGCGGUGCCACUACCGUUGAGGAUGUCGCGUCAGGUGUCCGGGAACCGGCAUCAACACGGCGGGGGCGGUUCUACGCCGACGAGAGUAAAUAACAGAACCCCGAACACCCCCCACAAUGCUUGAGCGAGGACGCUGUGCAUUGAACGUUUUGGUGAACUUUUGGCUGGCUGUAUUAUCUGUAUGUUCACUCGGAAACGCGAAUAGAAACAAGAAGCCGAGGGGGGCGAAACACUGCGCGGUUUGCGACCGUCCUUGGUAUUUUCGUUGGUCGUUCCGUCAUGAAGAAGACAGGAGAGAGUGUGGCUCGGGCACAGGAGCCCCCUCUGUCCACAUUGCCGUUGUACAGUUUCAUGACGAUGUCGGAUAACGUGCACUCCACCUCUGCUGCUGGUCUUUGGCGAUGUGAGAUGAUUUCACCCACAAUGCUGGCAGCGGAGCUCAUUUUGACGUUUGAUGUAUCUUGGGUUAUUCCGUGUUGUCAAUGUAUGUUACCUUGUUUCGUAGAGGCUUGUGUGUUGCUGUUGUCUGCGAAACCUACAAGCUUUUCCCGAGGGGUCGUCGCAGAAAGAUUCCGGGGUCGAGGGCAUGAGCCCGCUUCCGACCACCACACUGGUUUCUCCGUUAAAUUAUACAGCAGAAGUUUAUGGCAACGAAAGAUGGUCCAAAAGAGCGUAGCGCAGAGCGGUGGCAGAAAUUGUCCGCAAGCUCAUCUUGUCAGCAUGUUUUUCGUGGAAAAUGUGCGCAUCCAUCCGUUGCCCCUCUGCAUCCGAUGUCCUCGCAACCCUUGUAAGGACCGGCUCUUUCGUAUGUUCUUAUAGUCCCUACGGGGUCGUAAUCGUCUAGCUCGCCUGUCAUCCGCGUGUGCUGCCAGCAAAAAAAUACCGGGACAGAUUUAACUUGGCGUCCGUUUAUGUGUCAGCUCU
This is a messenger RNA of Ectocarpus sp. CCAP 1310/34, 4422 nucleotides long. The record is from the annotation of a GenBank genome assembly. NCBI's taxonomy places the organism in Eukaryota, Phaeophyceae, Ectocarpales, Ectocarpaceae.